Molecule: messenger RNA, 40737 nt
Organism: Paramuricea clavata
Lineage: Eukaryota; Metazoa; Cnidaria; Anthozoa; Malacalcyonacea; Plexauridae
Source: the annotation of a GenBank genome assembly
AACUCGUUCCACUGUGUUGUGUGGCGUGGUUUGGAUUAUGGGAAUGUGGUAUGGUAUAUAAAGUAUGAAAUGCCAGAUUUCAAAUUGAUAUGUUGUUUUGUAGGGUGGAAAUGAGAAUGAAAAACACCGAACCUCACUUCAUAUUCUUAGAGGCGACAGUUUGGAUGAUGAUGACGUCGAUGAUAAUACAGAGCACACUGAGGUAUUCCCAUAGUGAUUUAAUUAUUGUGAACUAAGACUAGCAACAUCCAAGAUCUUGGCCAAACUCCUGGUAUCAUUUUGUUCAUUUCCACUGGCCAUUAUACAAUGGAGCAAAUUUGACGGAACCGGAAAAUAUGAAGAAAAAAAAUCGAAAAAAAAGGGGAAGCGUGAGGGUUAUUGUAUUUUUUACACAGUACAGUAUAUAUUGAACUUUCGUAAUUAUCCGUUACAGACUUGAAAAAGUUUUAGUUAAGAGUUCUUAAGUUUGGAAGUUUUGUGUGUUAGAUCUUUCCCAGAACACAGAAAAAUAUAUUCCAUUUCAGAGAACCUAGAAUCCAUAUUUUUCCAGGAAAAUAUGCUUCCCUCCUCGAUUCCCGCUUGCGUUUUGUCUGCCUCCCCCGCAAACGAACCUUCCGACAUUUGUUGAGCUACGUCAGCUGAUGUGUGCACAGUAGAGACAUUAUAAUAUACUAUUUUAGUUUGUUGUUGUUUUAAGGAAAUAAUAUUUAUAAAACUUAUUUAGGUCGUGGAUGAAGAAAAGCGGCAUAGCUUAAAGAGAAAAUGUUCAGCAGAUUCUGUGCAGGUAUAUUAUUAUUAAACUCAAAAUGUCCUGGAACGCCCAAGCUGAAGUUGUUAAGUAUUUAAUUAGGUAUCCCUUUCUUUUGCGAAAUAAAUCCUCCUCCCUUGGAAAUUCCUGUUUAGCUUUCCUCCCUGGAAAUACGUGUCAUACCGCUGGAAAUGCAUUUUAUACCCCCCUGAACAGAUGGAAAUAUUUCGCCAUCCCCCAUGGAAAUUCCUCCACAGUCACGCUAACCUCCCGUUAAGGCCUGAUUCCACGAUGGCGAAAUUAUUAGUGCGAAAUUGUGUCUGCGAAAUACGGAUGGUUGCGCGUGAGUGAUUCUAUUGAAUUUACUCCUUGGUGGAGCGAAAUUUUUUCUCACAAAGCCUAAUUUAGCUUUACUGGGUGUGCACUCAUUCAUUUCGCCGAGAAAAAGCCCGUGUGGAAUGAGACCUUUAGGAUUUUAAGCCCCUCCCCAUUGCAAUUCCACGGUUUGACUAAAUAUCUCCGCUCUCGGUGUUUAACUCUUACUUACAUUGAAAUGUAAUUACGCCCCUCGGUAUAUGCCUGUGAAGAAUCACGAGUUCGGUUGUUUCUGACAAAAUUAGUUUAUAUAGAUUUAUAAGAAUUCCUGCCGGGCAUGGAAUUGAAAUGCAGAGAUUGAAAAGUGUCCUUGACUUAAUUGAAGUGCUUACAAUCAAAUCCUGAACGAUUGAGAAAAACCUAUAACCGUCUGUGCGUUCGGUUUAAGAACCAAGUUAAGAGCAAUUCUCUUGUUAGUCUCCCUCGCAACGGCUCUUUCUGUCGUUCCACGAGCUCGUGGGGAGGAACGACGCAAAGAAAGGCUGCGAGGGAGACCUAAUCUCUUGUUGAGUAUAAACAUUAUAUACCGAGCAAUUGUGCACUCAACGAAAGGAAAGAAGGCGAACGUAUUUAAACAAUGUCAAAAACUUGACUUUAAAUGAUUUUUUAAAAACUCAAUAAUUCAUGAGGGACGGAAAGACAAAGGAAAUCACUACCGUGUCGGUAGAUUUGUAUGUGAUAAAAAAUCAUGUUCAUUUACAUAAACUUUCGCUUUGAUUUUCUCGGCUUAGACAACGUUUAUUUUUAAAAUUACUUCGCUAAUGAACUCAUCAGAUGGGUCGUUUAAGCCAUUUAAAACACUCGCAGACUUUUAUAUCUGAUAAAACACCCCUGCUCGUGUUUUAAAUAGUACAUAUAGGUCAAUUACGAUGUAUGAGUACAUAUUGGUAGAGUACAUAUUGCAUGUCCCAUCAUGCACCAUUAUUUUGUUCAAUCCUUAUUUGAGGGACUGGGUACGAGUCAGGGCUACUAUUCGAUGGAUAGCGCUAUCCAGCCUUCGUACAACCGGCCCCGUGAUUAAAAUUUAAAAAAUGCUUUCUCAAAUUACGAUGUUUGUGUUAAUUUUAGAGUAGAAAGAUGGACAUUUUCACUUUUAUUUGAAUACCGUGAAAAAUGUUCUUGUCGUAUUUUUUCCUUCCACAUAUUAUAUACCUGGUGUUGAUAUUUUAUACCUGCUGUUCAUAUUUUUCUUCUAGGUGGAGAAGGAGGGGUACCUUAAUCGAAAAUAUCAUGGACGGGUAAGGAUAAUUUACCAUUCCGGAAACCACUGGUCAUUCCGGAAACACUGGUCAUUCCGGAAACCACUGGUCAUUCCGGAAACCACUGGUCAUUCCGGAAACCACUGGUCAUUCCGGAAACCACUGGUCAUAUACAGCUUCGUGUAUGUGACUUUAGUUAAAGCUCAACUUCUCAAUCAUGGAAACGAGGCUCUAUAGCGAAGACGUGGAAGGGUGUAUUUCAAGGCUUUUUCCGCACAUGUAGCCACAUAGUGUCUCAAAGAUGGCCCUGAAAUACAGGCUGAUAUAUAUUUUUCUUUCUACAGCGGUCUUGGAAACAGGUUUAUGUUGUCCUCAAAGCUCAUAUAAUGUAUAUUUAUAAAGACAAACCAGACCAGGUAACUACCAAAAUAGAUCAUAUUAUGAGUUUCUGUAGUAUUUUUAGUCGCCGGACAAACUGCGACUGCAAAUUAUCUCAGAUGUCGGGUGUCAGGUUUUUCAGCCACAAAUCAACCUCGUAUCCAGGCCUUCUGCGCUUGUUUAACACAGUGAGCUCCAUAUAUAUCUGGAGUGAGAACAGUUUCAGUCCCUUUCUAUUGUUUUUGUCUGUGCAUAGUUAAUAGAGAAGAUGGUUUGGAAACUCAUUAGCAUUACAAUAAAAUCACAAUAAACCUCAUUAUCUAUGUUGUUCGGGUUUAUGCAAAAAUGUGGUCUUUCAUCGUCACGUGCGUAUUGUAUUUUGCCCAAGUCAACCAAUAGGAAUGUUCAAAAUGUUCUGUUGUUAAAGUCACGGAUGGGCCACUGAACAAAACCGUUGCUAUUGGUUGGUUGAGCAAAAAUACAAUACGCACGUGACGAUGAAAGACCACAUUUUUGCAUAAACCUGAACAAAAACCUAGAUAAUGGGGUUUAUUGUAAUGCUAAUGAGUUUCCAAACCAUCUCCUCUAUUAACUAUCGUCUGCGCGGUUUGCAUGUUGUCUGCCGAAAUUUCGUACUUUUCGAGUUAAAGAAUAAUACUUUAUAUAAUAACUACAGUGAAACACGCAAUUUGAUUGGUCAAUAGCCGUGCAGGAUCAGGCUAUCCUGCACGAGGAAUUAAAAUGCCUUUGCGGGAUUUUCGCGGGAUUCUCAAAAUAUCAUUGUUUCACUGUAGUUAUUUUAUAAAACAAUUACCAAAUGGUUUUCCAAGCAUGCAGGAUAGCGUGAUCCAUGCACUUGGGAUGUUGCUCGACUUUCGGAAAGCGUAAAAAUACACUCGCCUGCGGCUCAGAAUUUUUACGCUUUCCAAAAGUCUCGCGACAUCCCUCGUGCAUGGAUCACGCAAUCCUGCACGGAAAACCAUUAGGUAUUCCUUUAAUGGUUUUAUGAACUGAUAACUUGAUUAGCGAUCCGCUCCGUUAGAAAAAACUGGAAUUAGCUGCGUGGGAAAAUGGUAUUAAAACUGUUUUCAACCUUCAUAUUGGACGUGAAUUCCGCCAUCUUGGCUUUUAUUUUCUUAUUGGGCUCUAGCAAGUGACGUCACAACACGUGUUUGUUGACUUUGGCUGGCGAAUUAAAAAUAGUUCAUUAAAAGAAAACAUGGCGUCAUAGCAAGAUCGACUGUGGCACUGACUGCGAGUACGUAGCACGAGCGGUAUUAGAAAUAUUUCGCCAAACACAAGUGUGAUUUUUCAUUAAUACUUCGAGAACAAGUGUAAUUUCCUAUUAAUAUCAUUUUAUAGUCAAUUUUACACAAGCAAUAGACCUUUCCCCUUUUUAAGUGAGAUUUUGAUCUAGACAAGUCUGGACAAAAAUUUCAUCACAGCUUGAAAAAGCAUCACAAAAUUAGUAAUAUUCCAAAGUUUCGUUGCGAAAUGUUGUAAAAUGCGGAUAAUAUAGCCUUUGCGGGAAAUUGAUAAUCAGAUGACCAAACUGAUUAUCAAUUUCCCGUUUGUAAUACAAAAUGGCUGAAAAACGGCAAACUUCGCAAGGCUAUAUUAUCCGCAUUUUACAACAUUUCGCAGCGAAAUUUCGGAAUAUUACUAAUUUUGUGAUGCUCUUUCAAGCUGUGAUGAAAUUUUUGUCCAGGCUAGUCUAGAUCAAAAUUUCACUAAAAAGGAGAAAGGUCUAUUAGUAAUGUUUAAUCGGCGUUUUGAACCAAUCAGAAUCGAAUAAAUUGACUAAAAUGAUAUUAACCCAUAAACCUUACCAUGCAUAGUAUAUAUAUGUAUAUGUAUAUAUAUAUAAUAUAUAUAUAUAUAUAUAUAAUAUCUAUAUAUAUAUAUAUAUAUAUAUAUAUAUAUAUAUAUAUAUAUAUAUAUAUAUAUAUAUAUAUAUAUAUAUAUAUAUAUAUAUAUAUAUAUAACAACGAACAACGUGUGCAAUCAUGCAUGCGCAAGCAAACAAAACCAAACCGUCAAAUUUAGUUAACAGAACUUUAGUUGUCCGAAGAUUGUCUGUAAACUCAGGCAUGAAACUCUGAGUAACAACGUUUGUUUUGUACUUUAUUUCAUAAAUAAUUAAAUAUAUAUAUAUAUAUAUAUAUAUAUAUAUAUAUAUAUAUAUAUAUAUAUAUAUAUAUAUAUAUAUAUAUAUAUAUAUAUAUAUAUAUAUAUCGACAAAUGGACUCUGUAGCUCAGUUGGUUAGAGUGCUGCACCAGAAUCGCAUUCGAUUCCUGCCAGAGGGUCUAUAGUUGGUUUUUUCGCAGCUGCUCCUGGUUAGGUCUAAAUAACUGUAUUUACACUCGAAAAUGUUCAUCUACAAAUGCUGUCUAUUUAUACUGACUCGUGACCACAUGCUUUGUUUCUCCAGAUGAUCUCAAGUGGGCAGGACGAGAAACCUAUCAGUAUAAAAUCCUGUAUUGUUGAUAUUGCAUAUGAUUAUCGCAAGAGAGAAAAUGUCUUCAAACUUACUACGUACAAUGCCUCACAGUAUUUAUUUCAGGUACCGUAACUACUAUUUAUACUUAAAUAAUAAUAUAUAUUUACCUAGAUAAUUUGUAGAAAAAGUCAUGCUAUAGUAUAGUCCGAUUAAACUUCUAAACAAUGAAUGAAAUAUAGCAAGAUGGCUAAACAUAAACGUCUGAGUUAAGUAUUUAAGUUAAUAUUCAAGCCGAUCUUUUCGUACUGAAUAUAUAUAUAUAUAUAUAUAUUCUUUUAUCAAUAACCCUUAUUUUUUUUAAAAAACCCGAAUUAUGUUACUACUCGUAACAGUAUAAUCAUAAAUGUUGCUAAAUGAUGAAUAUUUUUUGGUUCAAUAUAAUAUGCAUAUUAAAUUUCCUUCGACCAGUUUCCUUCAUAUACAUAGUACAAUCAGUAAUGUGACAUAUAAGCCGGUAUAUCGGCAUAUAAAAAUAUACUGUAUAUAUUUCUAUCGUCCAGUCAAAACAGUAAAUUUGCCUUUUAAAUAAAAUGUUAUAUGCAGAUUCUAUUGUUCAGUCUAUGCAGUGACGGACACUUCGCGAUAUAUACAUGUAGCUAACUUUUGUUCUUGGAAAUCUUAUAAUUCUUUAAACCAUUUUGCUUUAAAUUUCAUGCAAUAUAUAACUGAAUUUAUAACCUAUACCGAUGCUUUCAUGAUUGAAAAAUUAUUGUUACAGCUUUGUUACACGUAUACAUAUAUAUAUAUAGUUAUUCAGCGAUCAUUCGAAGGCUUUCUGACCGCACCUGCUACCCCCCCCCCCCCCCCCCCCCCCCCCCCGGCUUCCCGUAGUGUACGCCACUGUUUCAGUCACAAGAAGCGUCUAUAGCAUGCAUAGGCUACAUUUAUCUUUAUAUAGAACAAAUUACUUUAAUUGUCUUUCUCUGUUUCCGUUUUCCGCAUUUUUUCCCCGUUCCACUUACUUGACGAACAAGAGUAAAAUUGUCUGAAACAAUAUAAAUGCGCUGACAAAUGAACAUUCUUAAGAUUCAGCUGUCAAACAAAAGAGAGAUUGACAGCAUGUAUUGUAGUCUGUUGGAAAUAGAAUAAAAUUCUCGAAACUUUUAUUCAUAUAGCGCAUGUAAUUACUAUAUAUAAUAUUUAUGUACAACAUUGUACCUAUAUACCGAUACUCACUUUUUUGUUAGCUAUGCUACCUGCUAGGUAAACGCGCAAUUAACACAUGCAGUAUGUUAUAUCCAUAUUAGCAUAUACCUGCCUUAAAUUGUAAAUGUGUUUAAGGUAAAACUAAGUAUCUUAAACACGGGAAAUUUGCCUUGCGACAAUGCUACGGCAUAUAUAAUGAACACUUUCGAUGUAGGGCUAUUUGGUUCACUAAGCUAAUGUCCAAUCUUAGGCUCCAUAUAAGCAAUACCCAUCAUACCUUGCGUGCUCAAUGUUUAAGGUUCUAUAUAUUUUGGACGGAUAAUCUUUUUUGGAUUGGAAUUAGUAGAAAUUCCUACCCAACCACCAAUGGUAUCAGAAUCCUAGUGGGGGAGGGGGCGUUAAUUUCUAGAUAGACUCUAAAACAGCAUUUCUUGCAGUAUGAGACUAUUGUUCUGAAGAAAAAACAUAACGGCUAAGAAAGCAACAUAAGUUCACAAAACAUGUCUUGAAAACGCGUUUGUUCGUGCACGUAUUCAGCAUAAAUAAUUUAUUUUCAUUUCAUCGAAGUGGACUUUAAUACUGCCCACACAGUAUGUGGAUGCCUUCAUGUCACAACUAAGAAGAUAAAUGUUUCUGCAGUUGAGUAAACAUUUCGUGGGUGGAAUAAUUUGACUGAACUUGGCCUCCUCACAAGCAUUGAAUUAUUGUUAGUUAUUAUUUGUAAAUAUAUCCCAAUAAUUUUAUCAAUUGUCGUCUAUUUUUAAUUAUUCUUCCAUUGCAUGGUUUUUGUUGCUUUUAUUGUUUCUUCAUUUCCACCAUAUAAUUCAAUUACUUAUUAAUUCCAGAUUAUUUCAAAACGUUUUGUUUCUGACAUGCAUGAGUCUAAUAUUCAUGACCAGUAUGGCGGACACUUCACGACUGAAUAUUGAGGGGGAGGGGGCGAAAUUUUCAACAUGAGGUGUCGGUGUCCGUCUAAGGCUUGAAGUUAUGCGAGUCUUUCAGAACAUGGAUCACUUGAUGAAAUGAAUAAGAGUCCCGAGUUGUGCCAUUUGACUGACAUUAGAUACUUUUUCUAAGAUAAUAUAAAUUAAUCAUGUCGAUUAGUGUUGUUGUUUAAUGUACAGUUAGAACUAUCAAUUUUAAUGGUUUAAAAUUUUUAUCAGUAGAGCUGUAAGGAAUCCUACACUGAACAAAACCGAUUGUAUAAAAUGCGUAUGUUUUGGCAUCAUUAACAUGCAUUGUCAAGAUUCAUAUAUUGCUUGCUAUAUUGCUAUCUCCAUAUAAAGUUAUAAACAGCCGCUUUAUAGAAUACCUGAAAAAUUUCUCAGUUGUAACAGGAUUUAAUAUGACAAUUACGUUAUGUGGACCGGGUGUGAUUGCAUGCUUGCCACUUGCUCCUAAACAAUGCUUGUGAAUUGUGAUAUUUGGUACCAGACCUUUAGUCCCCGCCUCCCUUGUGUCCGCCACUAUUCAUGACAUUAUUUACAAUUCCGUUUCUAUUGACAAUUCUCAUAUGACUAAUUUACAUAUUAAUACAUUUUUCUUAAUAUUGUAUACCUCCUUUAACUUGUUUUAAGAAUGGUAAAGAUUCACCUUAAUAGUUGUGAGACAUGAAUUUGCCAAAAGACCUCAAUUUUAUGUAAAAAUGAACAUUAAAUUUAGCUUAGCAAACCGCAGUUGUAAUAUAGCUAUAAAACAUGGAGUGUUGCGUGUACUUGAAUUGUUAUAGCAGUUCUACUUCUUCAUUACAGCUAUUUAGUUGAAUAUGAUCUGUCUGCCUACAUUAAGAUGGAAUUGUUGAAAAACAUUUGGACCUAAUAUGUGUAACAUAACUAAAAUUUAAAGCAUUGUGUAUAUUUAUUUUUCAAAGAAACUAAUAACUUGUUUAAAGAGGCAGUUUCACUAUUAUAUCAUAUAAGUGGUGUCCAGCCUCAGAGAUGUUUGAGUACACGUGAUUGUGAGACAUUUGUACAUGAUUCAAAGUACAAGAGACCUUUGCCAUGUUAGGUAAAAUUUGAAUCGCAAAGAAGAUAAACCUUCAUUCAAAAUUCAUCCAACAUGCAUGGCAACGAUAUAGCUCUUUGUUGUUACUUGGAAUGCUCAGGCUCUAUAUGCGUAGGCUUUUACGUAACUGCACACAAAGAAUACAUCAAAGACUGUAAUUAUGGACGUAUAAAGCAAGGCAUGCUUCAAAUACCUUAGAAACGUGCUUUGAAUAUCUCAAGAAUUUACAUAUUUUUCUGGGCGAGAUGCCUUAUCAAACUUUUCUAUAUGUUGCUACUUUACUGUAUUAGUUUAUUGCAAGUUAUUCUGCAAUCAACAGUGUUUUUUCUCCAGUGUUGAUUGCUUGUGUGCAAUCGACGCCAUCUUAGUUGAUUUUCGUGGCAACUAAAAAUCUAUAUUCCUCAUUCUUUGUCGUAUUGUGCCAGAAAUCGUAAACUAUCCAUGAUACAGUAAGAUGUUUUCAAAACAAAUAAAAAAUAUUAAAGUAAUUCAAUUAUUUCGAUGUAAACGGCUGGACAAAACUUUAAAAUCAACCAAGAUGGCGCCUAAUGACACGUAGUGACGUCAUGUGCAAGCAAAGAAUAGUGCAACACGUUUUCGACUGAAUAAAAAUCUAAUGCACGUAGCAAUCAGUGUAAAACUUAACGUUAAAAUUGAAAUUAACUGUAAGAACAAAGUUAACACGAUGUGCAGUACAUUUUUGGUGCACAAAAUGCAAUCGUUUAUUGUUGGAAUUUAAAGCAUUAAUUCUGCUCCUGCUCUCUUUGGCAACUAUGAGACAAACAUUAAUUAUAUGUGGGAGUGCAGGAAACAUCAUAGGACAUUUAGGAAGUCCAACAGCAUAGGCCUCGGGUGGGUUUUAUUACCGACAGAAUACUAUUUCCUGCAUUUAAGUAUACUAUUUAUAUAUAAUAGCCACAAAUGAGGUAUUUUAACUGCAAGCAUGCACGUAAUUUUGAUGUUUUUUGAUGUUUUAUUCAUUUUAUUAAUUUAUCAGAUUCAUUAUCCCUCCUUCCUCUAGCAGUUUUAUUGAGCGCAUGAUUGGUUUGAUGAAAACGUGCAUGAGGCACCAUGUUCCCCAUGCGUGAUCUUGCUUCUCAGUCAAUGCAAAUAUGAUGGUACUCUAUAAAUAUACCAGAAAGGGACAAGCACUUCAACGUUAGUUUUUAUACCGAAAAUUUGAAGGCUUUGAACAAGAGUAUAGGAGUAUAAUUGCUUGGGAACCAUUCAAAUGCAGUGCAACAUACAAUGGAGUGCAACAUCAAAGCUUCGGUUGAAUAGACCUUACCGAUUAUUCUCUUUUACCCAAUGGCCUCGUUUUCAUGUCAAAUACUUACUCAUGUUUUAUGCUUAGUAGGGUUGAAAAUUACUUUGUUAUUGAGCCUGAGAACAGCAAGAAACAAAUUCGUCCAGGAAAACAUGGGAAUAUAAUCUUUAUCUGCCCCUGACAUGCUAAAAUAAUUUAACAUGGAAACGAGACCAUUGGGUAAAAGAGAAUAAUCGGUAAGGUCCAUUGCUUCAAAAAGCGCGAGAAAGCUUGAUUCUAUCAGUGGCCUCGGUCUGCUUUCACACUGCACUGUUUGUACGUCACUGUCUUGUAGCGUUGUCCAAUCCUCUUCAUUUUAACUGAACUAGAAUUAAUUAGAACUACUUUUAUACCUUUAGCUCCAUACACGAAAAUAGAAAUGACUACUCGAUAGCGAGUUGCAUAUGAAUUUAAUUUCCUAUUUGCUGUCAUGGGAUUGCAUCCCCAGGCAGACGAAUUGGUUUAUAAAGCAUUUUAAUUAAGUAGACAAUACGUAUACAAAUCAAACUUGGGGGGCCGUGGUUUGUGUCUGAACUACCUGAAUAAUUAAAACACUUGACGUUUUAACAUUCGAGCGACGAACCUUCGUUAGAGUGAAGGCAGUUCCUAACUGUUACUAAGGAAGGGUAUUCGUAUGAAACGUCGAAGUGGUUUAAUAUUAGAGAGUGUGAGCAAGAGAACCAAGACGUACUUGACAAUUUUUCCUUCUGCGUAUUAUCUUGGGCAUACCGAGUUUAGGGUCAGUGGUGAUUGCUCAACGAAGAUUGGUGGUUCCCCUUACCCCAACCCAGACAAAACAGCGAGACAUGAGUCCAUAUGCCGUCUUCGUUCUGCUUUCGUUCAGAACGGAUAUGUUGGCAAAAUUCGUCGUGAACUUCGUUCUGAACGAAAGCAGAAGAACAAAGACGGGAUAUAGUUUCAUGUCUUGCUGUUUUGUCUGGGUCAGGGUAAGGAUUAGGGUCAGGGUAAGGAUUAGGGUCAGUAUUGAAUCUAUAACGAGAAGACCUGUUUAGGAACAACCAAUGACCUCAAACUCAGUAUGCGCAGAUAAUGCGCAGACGGGCAAAAUUGAUAAGUACGUCUUCGUACUUCGUUGUCUCGCUCAAAUUCUCUAAUAUUCCGGGUAGUUCAGACGUACGUUUGUGCAUAUAAUUAUGUCACACAAGUAAGUUGAAAACCAUCCACUACUUGAAAACCAUCCACUACAUCGCGCUAGAACAUGCAUGUCGGAACUGGGUGCACCUCAUUCCCAACAGGAAGAAGGGAGGGCGGAGGUAUGCAAAAUUCAUUAUCACCUGUGGCUGUGCUAAACAAAUGUGUAUGAAUAAAAGUAUAGAACAAUUUUAUGAUGAUGAGGCCCGUUUGUGCCAAAUGUGGUGGCUAGUGCAAAUGCGCUCAAACAUUGAAUUCGGGGCAUCAAAAGUGCAUGUGACGUCAGAAACAUGUCUGAUUGUCUUCGAAAAUGUUGUAAAUGUGUAGCAACUACACGGCAUCUCAUCGUGAUCUACAUGCGUAGAAUUCCAAGAAGGAGGGCUUACUCUUUGGCGAGACCUCCACCCUCCUCCCUUGCUCUUUCAGUUGUUCCUGCGUAAGAACAUUGUUAAACUGCUAAAGUGCAUACGUUAACUGAGCUCAUGUAUUAAUACAUCAUGUAAAUUUCAAUUAAGAAUUCUUACCGAACGUGGCAAUGAAAUGAAAUGAAAUUGUAGUUAGGUUCAACAGCAAGUAUAAACCUUCAGAGUGUUGACACAAUGAUGCAUAAUGUGUGAAAAUCAAAGGCAACCUGUUUUUCAUUUUCAUGAACAAUGUAAAUAUUUCACAUAAUCUCCCUAAAUGAACUCCAAACCCUUGGAGAGAAUGUGGCACGGCUAUCGCGUGACUCGGUCACGUUUGAGCUGCGCCCUUUGCAAUUCAGCACUCAGCUACACUCUGCUGAUUGCCACUUCCUACACCCCAUAUUAAAAAAUGGAAUCCUGACUGAGUUCGUCUGAGACUGAGUGGUUUGGGAAUUCGGGAGACGAUACAUCAGGUCAUGUAUUCAAAUCAAUGCAGGACAAGUGACUAUAUACUGACCUGAUCUUAACCUAACUUGAACAUGCCAAAUAUGACAAUUAUUAAUGUAUUUUAAUAGUAGGAUUACUGUAUUUGCUUUUCUCUUAAUCUAUAUCUAUUUUCACUUUCAAUUAUUGCUGCUAGAUAACCAAUUUCUUAUCUAGUUGUGUUCAUUCAAAGCAUGCUUGACUAGGCAAAGGUGUAAUAUCUUGAAAUUAUUGAUAUUGUUGCCUUGAGAUACGAUUAUGCGUGGGGGUCCAGGACCACGCGAACUUUUGAUCCAAGUAUGUCAAGAAUUUAGAAUAGCUAAUGAUUUAUACUCUCAACCCCUUGAAACUUCACAGUCGCUGACUAAGCUCUAAGAAAACAUUGGGUUUGUUUGGCGGUUAUUAUGAAGUAAUGCGACUGUUGGCACUUCACUGCAAGUAUGACUCCCUACUGAGUAUUUUAUCUCUAAACUAUAGUUUUACUAUAGGUAAAAUUUGUAUAUGUAAAUCUACGUAUACUGUAUAUAGUUUUAUUUUGUAUAAUUGCCGCGUGUGUCUAUGAACCGGUUUACAUUGGAAAUUUGCCCACGGCAAUUUUUUUGUGUACAUACACGAUUGCCUUGGUCAAAUCAAUAUGUACCAAUAAAUCUUAGUGAUAAGUAAGCAUCAGGAUCAUGGAGUGAUGGUAAAAGAAUUUGAAUUAGCACAUAGCCGAUCAUUCUUAUGGCGAGGGUUAAAUACAAAGAGCCAUACAGGAAAGAGUUGUUUUGAUCAGUUCAAAGAACGGGAAGUAUUAACCUACUUCCUACUAAUAGGGUCUUCGUAUAGGGAGUUUAUGUUCGAGUUUAUUAACUCACAAUGGCCUUGGUGUUACGGAGGUGUGACAUGCGUUAGCAGUAUGGCGCUGUAAUGAAAUGUGACAUGUAGAAUAUUAAGUGAAAAUCGUAACAGUGAACAUUGCGAAUAUUUCUCAUGAUUAAACAUGAAAGAAAAGAAGUCAGAUGGGAUGAAGCAGCACUCUGCUUCAGGAUGGAAGGUUUUUACACGAACGACUUUCUUUCAGGCUAAAGAUAAAGAUGAUAUGAUGUCAUGGAUUGGAAUAAUUCAGAAGAACAACAAUCCGGAUGAAGAUGUAAGUUUGUGUUUGAAAACUUUCGAAUUUCAACUCUUAAUAUAUUUAAACUCGUGCUUGUAUAACGAACAGUUGGGCGCCUGGAUCAGAGCCCAAUUUUCUAGCCUUGUUUCUAUUUCGUUAUGGCACUCGUCAGCAUGUCAAGGAGACCAAUGUUAUAGAGUGUUGAUAUAUCUUUGCAAUCAGCAAAGACUGAUUUACAUACAGGACAUACAGGCAGCAUCCAAAACACAAAACAGAUCCAGAAGACCAGAAUAACGGCGACCAUGACUUGGUGACGACAGCUGAAACAAAAUAGAAAUCCCUGAUUAGUCUGUAGUCUGUUGUCUACGAACCUACAACUAAAAUUUCUUCCCAUAAUCCUGGAGAACGACCUGUCGACCUCUUUAUUGUAUAUUUUAUAUAUGUGGUAGAUCAUUAACACCAGUAGUCUCCUUUCAUCUUCCGAUCAAUGUUGUAAAGUCACAAAAUAGCGAUAAGGUCAGGACAGCAAUCAUUGAUGGGUAGGAGGUUACGAAAUCCACUACUCUAAUUUCUCAUGCAUAUUUUGAACAUGAACAGUACAGCAGGAUAACUUUACCCUCCCUGCUAAGUACUACUUUGUGAGGAUAUUUACCCUAAUCUUAACUGCAUCCUAACAUAUCCAAAUAUCCAUGCUAUAGUAUAGCACAAGCUCUUUAUUGGUAGAGAGCUUGGCUUACGACAUUUGUAUUUGCUCACAGAUGUGGUGUAUGGUUUAAUGAAAUACAUCGAAAUUGUGUGAUAUUCGUCUCCUCUAGGUAAACGUCUGACAGUUGAAGAGUUUUAAGAGAACUGUUGUGUUCUACAUAGACAAUAGUUUGUAACAAAAUGCUUCGAUUUGUACAAAUCAAUAUGUAAGAUUGUAAGAAACGGUUAAGUCAAUGCAAAUAGACCCAUGACCAUACUUGUUUGACUCUUGGCGACUUAUGGACGACUUUCAUAAGACUAAGUUAAACAAAAGAGCCUAAAGAAAAAAGGUGUAAAUAGAAAAAAUAUUGCGAUAUUCUGAAGAAUCUGAGGUUUAAUUAAUCAUUUUCUGUUUGGCAAUAUAUAUGCAUGCGAUGACUAGCGUGAGAUAUUACUCAGAUGUUUCCGGGGGUAGUAAGCUGCCCUAGACCUUGUCCUUACUCACGCUAAAGUACAAUAUGUACAGUACUACAUUUGUGAGAAUCAAUCUGUCAACUGUAUAUGAAGCACUCUUAUCGAAUCUUAACGAGUUCAAAAUACCAACUACAUGUGUGAAAAAUACAUGUGAUCUCGUUUUAUUUAAAUAUCAUAAACUGAUGUUUGCGAUGUCGCAACAACUCACUACAUGAUAGGGCACACAAUGUUUGAGAUUUGAAAUACUUGGCUAGACUACCGUAUUAUAUAAAUGCGCGGUCGUCGUACACGCCAAAUACACAUUCACAUGAAAUUCAAUGACGUACAUGACUAAGCGGUGUUCUGGCCAAGUAUUUAUUGCGGAUUGUGUUAUCUGAUACUUUCUAACGCUGUGUGUCGCGGAUGACAAGAAGACAGCCGCUUCAUAGCAUUUUGGGAUUCGUUAUGUAGUUUUUUUGGUUGCUCAGAGUUACCAUAUGUUGUUGAGGUAAUGUUGUUGAAAUGUUUCCUGUUUGAUCUUAAUGUUUCAAACAUUUUCUUUGUUUCAUGUUAAAUGUUUGUUGAUAGUUUACAAGCCCAUGUAUAGUUGUUGUCACGAUCAAUGUCGUGAUGGCGAAUCACACAGGAAGUGUUGAAAUAUACAACUUUGAAAUCCAAAAGUUCAUACUUUAGCUUCGGGGAUCAUGCGUUUUCCAAAGAGUCGAAGUGUGCCUCGUAUGGUUGAGUUUAUAAGGCAAACCUCGUCGGUAACCCAUGUUGCCGCAAUAUGUCAACGAUUGAUCCACGGGCCGAUAUUAAAAUGUUUAAAAAUCGUUUUAUUGAAUGUUCUAGAGUAGCAUAUUUGGUGAUACCGAGAUCUUUGGUCAAAGUCAUCAUUUCUUUUUCUGGGCAAUAUUUACAAAUAUAAAUGAAGAGUGGGCACCGCCAUUUUUCGAGAUCUGAUUUUUAACCCCACUCACGGCAGGUCACGGACUAGUAAUCGCUAGCCGAGAACAAAUAUAUCAUCUGAAAUGAUUGUUUAAUUUUGUAGACAUUUGGUCGCACCAGUGAAGACCUUAUUGUUAGACGGAAAAAGAACAUGGAUAUUGAAAUAUCAAGGUAUAUUUUUUAGUUGAACUUGUCUUAAAUAUGUAGCGGUUUUGUCGAGGACAAAGUUAAUAACUUUCUUGACAUAUGUCGUGAGUUCGAAAGAUUGUUGCGCUUAAUGUAAGUUGAUAUCGUUUAUUAGGAACAUUUGUCCACAUUGCGGGGUGAUAUGGAAAUAUUUUCUACCAUAUUGAUGAUUUGUAUUUAUUCUGAUAACAUACGUAAAAAUCAACAGGGCACGAUUAUUAAAAUAUUGACCAUAGAUCAUUCACCCCUCUAGGACUGCUGUGAUCAGUGUUAUUCGAAGUUCGAGUUUUCUGUUUUAAAUUAACGACAUGUCGAUUGUUUCUAAUUAUUUAUCUCAUCGCUCGCAAUUAUCAAGUACUCUAACAGACUGUAAUCUUUCGAUGCGCACUACCAAUUUAUUCCCAGGGGUUUUACGUGCGUGGUAAGAAGCCGGGUCAAGCAAGCUUAACUUAAUCUUUUUACCAAAUGCGCGCAAGAUCAGAAAGAUCGACUUGUUUCUGAGUAGCCGAAUAGGCGUGUAGGUUAUAUUCCGGCUUGGAGGUUUGCAAAACCGACGGAAAGAUGAGUGCACAUAUAUAUAGUAUGUGGUUAUCAUAGAAUGCAGUUAUCAGUCAGAUGAUCUGAUUUAUAGAUCAUAGAUCAUUUUGGCUAAAGCUAUUGUCGGGAUUUGAUCUGAUAAAAUACUUAAACAUUUUGUUGCUUGGUUAAGUCUAGACUCCCUGUCAAAUUACUCUGCCGUUGAUAUUUUUUUAUUAUUCCAUAUGUUGUAAUAAUUGUAAAUUUUCAAGAAUUCUUGUUUCCGCCGUGGUGAUAUCAAGAGUUGUUGAACUCAUAAUUGAAAUGAACGAUUAGUUUUGUUGUUUGUUAAUUCCGGAAAUAAUUUCCUGUAACGCUACAUGUCGUUUCGCAAUGCGGUAGUUUCUUAUCAUUUGCCGAGCUGUCACACUAAUACGGAAAUUUGUAGUGCCUUUCGUUCGUAAGAGAGUGUUGGAGUAGAAAUUAUAUUGCAAGGUUACUAAAGGCCAUGUUACACGAGGCUAUUUUUGCCGCAACUUGCAAAGCAAUUCCUGGCAUAGAGCCUGUGAGCCCGUUUUACUUGAUCUGUCGACAUUUUUUAUCAUAUUUAUUUCACUUUCACUCUCUUAAGAGUACGUUAUGUAAAGAAGGUGUCGGCGUAGUGGAAUGUGGGCCAUGCUCGCAGUUUCCAUGUAUGUGACUCGGGUUCGCACAAAACUUGAAAGUCCUUGAAUGUCCUUGAAUUUGAAAACAAAAAUUCAAGGCCUUGAAUGUUUUGGAAUUUGUGAAGAAGUACUUGAAAGUCCUUGAAUUAUUCUUGGUUAAUAGUUUAUGCAUAUUUUCUGAAAUUGUUUGACAUUCAAAAACGGAUAUUUUGUUGAAUUGAUUUUGCAAUUUGCAUCUGACAAAGCUGUUUGAAAUUCAUUAAAAUUGCGAUUUGAACAAUUCAACGUCACAUUUUACUGAUUUCUAAAGCCUUCUCUUCAGUAUUUAGUGCUUGAAUUUGUUGAUACAUGGCCUUGAAUGGCCUUGAAAAGUCCUUGAAUUUGACUCUCUCUGACAUGUACGAACCCUGGCACUGACUAUACUUUUCAGAUAACACAGCUCUAUGUCAGAAAUCAGCAAAUAUUGCCUCGUGUAACAUGGCCUUAAAAGGAAGUACAUAUCAACAGGCAUAUACUUUGUAAACAUAUUGUAGUCUACAGGUACAGCACCACAUGAUAUUCAAUCAUAGAGUACGGUAAUGGUUUCUACAGCAUCAUACAAUACAGUACCUAGCAGAUCAAUACACUGCAAAGCAGUACAGUGCAAAGCAGUACCGUGCAAAGCAGUACUGCACAGUGUAACGAAAUACAGUACAAUACAGUACAGUAUACAGCACCAGUAUACAGUGCAGUGAAGCGCAGUACAGUACAGUACAGUACAGUACAGUACAGUACAGUACAGUACAGUACAGUACAGUAUACAGUACAGUAUUAGUAUACAGUACAGUACAUUAUACAGUACAUUAUACAGUACAGUACAGUACAGUACAGUACCUAGCAGAUCAAUACAGUGCAAAGCAGUACUGCACAGUGUAACGAAGUACAGUACAGUAUACAGUACAGUAUAGUAUAGUACAGUACAGUACAGUACAGUACAGUACAGUACAGUACAGUAUACAGUACAGUGCAGUGCACUACAGUAUAUAGUACAGUACAGUACAGUACAGUAUAUAGUACAGUGGAGUGCAGUGCAGUGCAGUGCAGUGCAGUCAAUGGUGAAAAGAAGAUGUUUCCCAAAAAUUAUUUUAUUCAUUAUAAAAGACAAUUAAUUAAAGACAAUUUUCGAAUUUAAUGUUUUAAAAUGACAUUUUCACUGAUAUGGACAUUUUAAUUUGCUGAAACUUUCAACGAACCAGCUGUAAAUAUUAAACAAAUAUAAAAAUAAUCUUUAAGACGAGUAAAGUCAUUUUGGUAAAGAAGAAUAAAAGAAGAUAAAACAAGAUUUUUAGUCUAAUACAAAUCUUCUUUUAUGAUAAAAAAAGAUUAAAGAGAAUGAUUAGUCUAAUACAAAUCUUUUUUUAUGAUAAAAGAAGAUUAAAGAGAAUGACUAAGAGAAGAUAUGCCAUCCUCGUAUCACUAAUCAAGUUCAAAAAACUGUUGUUGUUGAGUAUAUCUGUGCAUUUUAUUACGAAGUCCUGACCUGAUAUGGAGAAAGUAUAUAUUACUUAAUAGAAUGAGGAGAAAAUAAUUAAUUACCGACUACUAUAGACUUUGGUAACAUGAAACCUGGAUAUUUCUAAUGGAUCUCAUCCUAGAUUUACGUCGGCCUUUUGUCCAGAUUUACGCGACUAAAGUAGUAGGUGGAUUUUUGAACUUUAACACUUUUGUUGACUUUCCGCGUUUUAUUUUUUCCCAAACGUGCCACCUGAGAAAAUUGUGGACGUGGGUCAGAAUUUUGUAGACCAGGCCGUGGAUAACAAGUAAAACAACUUCACCUCCUGUGCUUAUAUAUGAAGGUCUUAAACAGUUCUCUUACAAUUGUCCCCAGCUAUUAAAAACCAGGUUUUCACACAGGUCGUAUCGCUGAUCAAGGUUUUAGAACUUCAUAAAAGCAUAUAUUAUUCUGUAAAUGGAAGUCAAAAGACGAAAUAUAGUAUUAGUUUGCAGACUCGUGUUAACUGCGCAGACUAAUACUACUGUACGGGAUUGGCAUUGGACCGUCAAUUUCCGCCAUCUUUCGCUUUAUGUUUUGCAUGCGAGUUCUUACUCUAGAAUCCAGAUUUAUGUAUAUGGAGUUCACUGUUGGCCCCUCCCUGGCCGCCACUGGUUGCAUGGUUACACUUAUUCCAAAACUAAAUGGGGGGCAUAUGAUUUAAAAAAACAAUUAAAUUUUCACAAGUUCUUUUUCAGAACUAAUUUCCCAAUACAUCAUCACUUAGAUGUGCUACACCCUGGAGCAGUACUUUGACCUACGUACGUGACAGUAAUCUGAUAUCGAAGAUUCCCAUUAUUAUAUUUGCGGCGAUUUAAAUAUGAAUAAAUUUGUUUACGGAUUUUUAAAUUCCUCCGGAUUUUAAUCAGAUUUUUUCAGCCAAAAGACAAUCUGAUGUCAUUUUAAAUAUGAUUUAAAUAUGAACAAAUUUGUUUACGGAUUUUUAGAUUUCUCCGGAUUUUAAUCAGAUUUUUUCAGCCAAAAGACAAUCUGAUGUCAUCACUUAUUAAAUACCAGAAAUGAAAAACACAGGUCAAAGUUACAAAUAACAAAGAGUUCCGAGGUGACAAGCGUUAGUUAUCUUAGCCGUCAACGUUUUCCAAUUUUCAUUUUUCAUAUAUAAUGAAAGCAUUCUCAAGUCACAGGAACAUAAUUAUACAAUACAUCUGAACAAAAUAAAGCUGCACGAUUGAUUAAUUUGCCGUAAAUUAUUAAUGAUGAGAUCUUAGUUUGCUCUUCAUGAGGUGUUUCAUUAGGAAUGUUGACAUUUUGAAAUAUAGUCCCGUUAUUUAAUACAGAGCUUAAGCAAGCGACAUUUUUCAGUGACACUACACUACCUGCAUAAAGAUCGAGCCGUUAAAAAUGGCGACAGUUGAAAUGACGGAAAUCAAUACGCGUAACCUGUACGCAAUUAUCUUAUACCUAUGUCGUCGUGUUGUCAAGAACGUCGUUUGCUUAAGCUCUAUAUUACCCCCGCCCACCCCCCCCCCUCCGUUUGGAAACAGAAGUGACCUCAAAGAGAGGAAGGGAAAGAAAAGAUUUUCAAAAGCUGGGUAUUCUCUACUUCGUCAAUUUUCAUUUGUUUUCUUCAGACCUCCUCUUGUUUGCGGACGAAAUUUUCUCUUCCAAAAUCCGAUAGGGGAAGAAACCUGCUGCUAACUAAACAAACACCCUGAGAAGCAGUAUCUUUGGUUACUAAUUGGAUACAGUCUUCAUACAGACAAUUACAAGAAAUAUAAGAAAAAGCAUGCUCGAUACAUCUUGUCAUAUGAGUUGUUCGAAAACAAAACACAAAGUUCAAGGGGAUUUCUACUGAGAUUUCUUCCUGUUUUGCGUUUAACAACUUGAAUUUACAAGGUGAUACUAAUCAUACUACUAUGAGCAUGUUUUUCUUAAACCCUGUUUUCCACUUCAAUCGUAACGUAUCGUAGCAUUUUCUUUUGUGCCGAAAUCAUUAGUUCCAUUCUAGUGCUGAGGAAACAAAGAAACAUGCUACGUUUCGUUACGAUACGUUGAAGUGGAAGACAGGCUUAAUAUACGUACACACCGAACCCCACGUUUUAAUAUUAGAAUCACCCUAUCCGCACUGUCUACAACCGUUUCGAAAACUAACUUUGUUUUUACUUAUAGCCAAACAACCAAUAAAGCCAUGCCUCCAACAUCAUUGAAGAUUGGUAAACCGACUUUGAAGAAAAGCUCGUCUUUCAAAAGUAACUCAGGAAGUCAAUCUUCAUUUAAGAUCAAGAAAGGUUUGUGUUUUUUGUGUGUACUACGACUGGAACGCUAUCUUCAAAUAUUGAUGCAAUUUUAAGAUCUGUGGGUAACCUACCCAGUCUGUCACAAGGAAGCUCGAGUGACAAAUACGGUUAGCGCGCUGCCGCUGAGUUAAGCCUGCUACACGGCUAAAAACGCACAGGUUGUUCCAAGUUGAUAUCGACAGGCGUGAACAAUGUUGUGCGGCCAACUAUGAACAAAUUGUCAACUAUGUUGUUCCAAGUUGUUACAGUUGAACAAUGUUGUAACAACAUGUUGACAAUACUGUUCAUAGUGGGCCGCACAACCUUGUUCACGCCUGUUGAUAUCAAUCUGGAACAAGUUGUUGAUUUUCUCAAUUUUUACGCGUGUACUGAAGAUCGAGAGUGGGGUAUUGUCAAGUAUGGGCUCGCUCUCUCUCACUGAAGAGCAAGAACUUCAGUCAUUUGCCCUAUGAGAAAAGUGAAGCCGGAAAUUGACGUCCAACAUUUGUGCAGGUCGUAAACGGUUUUAAUACCAUUUUCCCCAGCUAAUUCCAGUUUUUUUCUAACUGAUUGUAUUGCUAAACAAGUUUGAUGUUCAUAAACCCAUAGUAUUAUUCUUUAAGUCGAGGUCAAAAUCCGAAAUUUUGGCACACUCCUUGCAGACCGCGCAGAAAAACAAUAGAACAGAGACUGGAACUGACAUCCAAUAGCUCUAUCUUGGCUUCUCUUUUUAGCCUCGAGUUAUUACUCCAGGUAUAUAUGGAGCUCACUUUUGGGUUUUGUUACUUGAUGAGUGCAGGACAACUUAUGUAUAUUAAUAUAAUGGAGUACGCGUUGGUUCUCCUAUGUUUUUACGAUUUUCUCUUAGUAGUGCGAUUUCGUCCCUCAUCAAAAAUUAACCCUUCCACCUUAGCUGUGCUCCGCAUGAUUAUACAUGGGUCGUACAUGAGUGUCAGCAAGAGGGUCCUAGUAAGCAUUCGACUCGAUGUGAGUUGCGCGUCCUGCGCAUUCAGCUCUCAGCUGCAAGGAAAGAUGAUUAAACACUCCCUACUUUAUUUCAUUUACUCGGCAAUCUCGUUCCACGGGCCUUGUUUAAAAUGCGAGGAAGGGUGAACGCCCUGCCAUCGGUUACUACAUCCAAAAUUUCUGAAGUUUCUUUUGCUGUUAGCUUCUCUUUGCUGUUCCAACUUUGAAGUUUGAAUAUUCUUGGGGUAUAUUUUACCUUCUCUAUAAUAUGCUUAACUAUAUUUACGUUGAGGUGUAUUUAGCCUGACUUCAUCUCUGACUCAGGGAAAAUGGUAGCAAUGGUAGUGCUUGCCUUAAUUUUGUGAAAUGUGUCCAAAAGACUUUGUGUUCUAAACAGUAAAUGCUGUGAGUGAUGCGGGAUAGUCCUGGCACGAGAAACGUCUGUUGUUUCUUUGUUUAUUCCAACUUGUACUCCUUCUCCCUAUAUUCUAUAAUCCCCCUAUGUGUACUGCCUAGAUUUUAUAGUAAUCUCUAAAUACAGUCCCGAUGACAGAGCAAUGUGUCAUUGCAAAAAUAGCAAGAAGAUAAUAAUAGAAAGUCUCGAAGCCUAUAUCAUAUACCACAAUGUGCGUGCGCAUUUACACGUUAUGUCUUUGGAUCAAGGUUAUAAAUGACAUGCAUGGAAGGUCAAUGUCAACCAUGCAUUUUCUAUCUGACCUACACAUAGACCUUUGUGUUUUUUUUUGCACAAGCACGAUUAUAUAAGUGGCCGUCAAAAUAUUAUGCUGGUGUCCACACUACAACAAAAACGAUAACAUUUUUAAUUUUUUUUUCAGUCGGACGAUAACGUUAAAUUUUUUGACCAAUCAGCGCGCGUAUACAAAUUAUCGUUAUCGUUGUGCAGUGUGACCGGGCCUUUACACUUGCAAUUUUUGCUGCGAUUUUAGGUCAGAUUGUCUGCUAAUAUAUGUGAACGAGUGAAUGAGUUAUGAAUGUUCUGAUGAGAGUACAUCAUUGAUAUGUAGUACAUAUACUCAGAAUAUUCAUAACUUAUCUACUCCUCCUAUAAUAUUGCUUCUGACAGUAGUUCUGUGAUAGUGAAAUUUGUGAUAGCUGGAAUUUAUGCUGAUAAUUUUGUUUUCUGUUACAUAAUAUUGAUUCUGACAGUAGUUCUGUGAUAGUGAAAUUUGUGAUAGCUGGAAUUUAUGCUGAUAAUUUCGUUUUCUGUUACACAACAUUGUGUCUCCACACAUUGUAUAAGAGUUCAAAGAAUUUGCAUCCAAGCUCUUGCUGUCUUUUCUUUUUAUAUCAUUGUACAUUGUCACAGAGAUAGAUUUUAUGCUGAUUGUUUUAUUUUGUGAUACAAUAUAUUGUGUUUCCUGUCUCAAUAUAAAGAGUUCAAAGAAUUUUCCCACCACAUAUUUUGCAUUCAGGGAAGAUCUUACAUAUUCUUACUGUCUUUUUUUGUAUGAGAACGCGGCAUAUGCAAUGUCGCUAUGGUUAUAAAGUUGAAAUAAUAUUUACGUUUAAGCGGUCGAAAAGACAAAUCUAGUGCAGCUGAAAUGUGUUAGUUCGUCACCUUUGUACAGACAUAUAGAUAUGAUGAAUAUUUCAAAUAUUAUAUAAAACACGCAUGGAAUUUAAGUUGUACACGUGGCUUCAAAUUUCGAUAAAAUAUACUACUCUGAAAACUGUAACUUCACCUGCCUUAAAAGAAUAUCGUUAGUUGUUUUAAAGAUAUUUCAUGCGAUAUACUAUACAGUUAAAGAGAAGUAUAAGAUAAAUAUUCACAUGCGCACUUAUACAUGGACAAAGAGGUAUCAGUUAAUAGCCUCACAUUAUUUAUGCGCCUCGCAUUAUUUAUGCGCCAUUGAUGACAAGUCACUCAAUGGUAUGACGGAUCGUUGUUGUUUGCAGCCCAUUGAUUAUGUAUCUUGACUUCUGUACUCGAGAAAUGUGGAAUUUAUUUAGCCAUUCUCAAAUCAACUGUACCCAGUAUAGUUCGUCUGAUAUAACCAUUUUUCUAAGCAUGCAAAUUGUAAAUUAAUAUGUUUGUACAUUUUUAAUUUAUUUCGAAUUCAGUCGCUUUUCCUGGGUGUUCUUUUAGUUGCAUCAUCUAGUUAUUAUUCAGUAUUCAUUACUGGUAUUAUUUAUUCAAACGUUCUUCCUGCUAGCAGUUUCCAGUUGGCUUUAGCAACAGAUAUAAACGCAGUGACAAUGUAUUGCAAUGCAACAUGAAUAUAUUUUGUUGUUAGUGCCCCCAAGGGAGCUAGUCGUGUUGUUUUGAAAUGUUCUUUUAUAAACAAUUAACUCAUGUUGAUUGGAUCAGCUUGACUGAUUGUUGUCCUUCAUUCUUCGCUUUUUUGUCCAGAGGAUCUGGCUUCAUCUGCCCUCUCGUCUGCCUUCAAAUGAUAUCUAUUCUUAGUUUGGUGCUUGGGUUUUAAGACUGUUUCCUGUGUUAGAGUAACUCAACCGGAUUUCCGUGCUCAGAGGACACCGUCUACUGCGUUAUAUACAAGAGAACAUUCUAGCUUGAAAAUAUCGACACAAAUAUACAAUGAUGAUGAAAUAUAUUUCCAAACAAAUCAUCAAUACGAACUGUCAUGGUCUUGAGAUUUUCUAGCUAAAGAUGCUGUUUCAUUACCCUAAGUAAUCUUUGUGGAAAUGUCUUUUACUUCGGCGAAAUCGUUUUGGAACAAUGCGUUUACUGCCGGUAUAGUCGCAUUUGUAAUAGUAUUUGUAAACAUUCAUCGACAAGUUUAAAAUACUCAAUAGUGUUAAUGGCUUUGUAUUUCUCUUGCCAUAGCCAUCGAAGGUGACAGUGGCAAAGCAACAUGGCACAGCAAAGUUGUGAAUAAAGUAAGAAGAAUUGGAAAUCCCACAAACAAUCCUGUUCCUCAAUAUCAAGCACAAGGUAUGAUCAUCGUGUAUGUUAUUAUUUCAUGUUUAUCGAAACAAUCCCUAUAACAUUGGUUAUGGUUAAGAUGGCAUUGAGAGUGUUAAACAUUUAUGUUGAUAGCUCUAACGCCACCGACACCGUGUUAUUAAAUACAGACAUAUAAGGAAACACUCCAAUAUAAUUGUCUUCACGUAUAUAUUGUACUGAACUUUUAGUUUGGCGCUUUCAAACAAGAAAAUCAUUAAAAUCAUAAUUGAUGAUUUUCAACUGUUGUGACUUAUCUGUAAUGAAUGACAAGACAAUAUACUAAAUUUCUAUAAUCAUACUCAUAGCCGUGGUUUAUUCCGUGUCUUGCGACAUGUUUCGAUUUUUUGUGUCAAGCAAACAUUCGUAUCCGUCGCCUGUUGUUUGCCAGAACAAAUAGCUUUUUAAUAUUUUGCAAGUAAAAAAAAUAAUAAUUCAUGAAUGUGCGGAAAUAUGACAUGUAUUUUGAGUGUUGAACUGACAUCACGAGUGAGCAAAGCGGAACGAGUUACUCUGUUCAACACAUUAUAUAAUCAAUAUGAUUUCAAUUUUAUAUUGAUUUCCAAACUUCAGCCAUAUUCUAAUAUUUUCUUUGUUCCAUAUUCAUAACAUCAACACAGAAAUUUAGGACCAAGUAUGAACGUUCACUGUUAUAUAAGCUGAUAAACAAGCAAUAUCGUUAAACUUAUCUUCUUACAUAUCGUGUCUGUACAUGUUUUCGAAACUUUUCUCAAUGACAAUGCCAAUGGCCGAAAAAUCGUAGUCAAUGAUGAAAACAAGAAUUUAACUUUAUAGGGGAACAUGUUUUGAAACGUUGAAAUUGAAAAGUAACUUCUAGACUCCCAGGGAUGACCAUGCAUGCAUGCACUGGCUCAGAUUAAUCCAGAAUAUGAAAACUAAAUAAUACUGAUUAUUGAUCCUAAAAUUUCAUCAUUUAUUAUAAGUCUAUAUUAGCCUAACUUUUUCUAUGAUCGAUAUGCUAUCGUAAUAAAAGUGUGGUGUUAUAACCGGGUAUCGCUCGAUUAUUCUGCGAGCAAGAUGUGUAGCAGCUAUAUAUAUAUAAUAAUGACUUUAUCAACAAAGAAUUAAAACACAAACAAUUAAAAUAAUUUUCCAUAACUUUUUUAAAAAUUUUAAUUUUUCUUGUGUUUUAAUUUUUUGUUGAUAUCUUACUCACAGAAUGAUCACGAUCACUUUGGAUCGCGAUCUCUUAGAUUAUCACGGUAGCAGAUCGAUCAUAGAAAAAGGGAUAUACUUGUAAUUUCACCAAAUGGCAAAUGUUGAAAUUUUAAGAUCAAUAAUCAGUAUUUAUUUUCCAUAUUCUGGAUUAAUCUGAGCCAGUGCAUGACCAUCUCUGGGUGUCUAGAAGUUACUUUUCAAUUUCGACGUUAGACUUAGUCCUAAAUUUCUAUUUUGGUGUUAUGAAUAUCAACAAAGAAUUAAAACACGAGAAAAAUGAAAAAGUUUAGUUAAUGAAAAUUAUUUUGACAUUAAUAUUAUACUACAAUUAUUAUUUGUUGAUUUAGCUUUGUCUGUUUACUGUCUGUGUAUUUAUAUGAAGCCCUUUUUAAUCAGUAACAAACAUGUCGACAACUCUCAAAGUGUAGAGAUCGAUGUUUUUACAAAAAUAUGUUUCAGACGAAAUGUGUUAUGUUACUAUAACGUUAACACCCAGCAUUUUGUUGGAGCCGAUUACAAGUUCUGCUGGAUGCUUAUGUCGAAUAUAUUUUUCAAAUGUCAUUAUUCAUUAAAGACAAAGUGCAUCCGAAAUCAGCCAGACAAAUCCCAAAUCCCAAUGUGAUGGAAGUUAUAUUUUAUAUAAAGAAGAAAAAGUUGUUGCAAGCUUGCAGCAGAUUUGUUACAAGAUUGUUGCAACAAGUUAAUAUUUUCAUGACUGUUUAUUUCCAGCUUGGUAACAACUUUUUAUAUCACCCUGCAGCAGACUUGUUAUAAAAUAAUUAUAAACAAAAUGUGCAAACCAUUUGUUGUGAGAAGCUCACCAAUCUGCAACGUGUCGAGAAGCUUGCUCAAAGUCUGUUGCGAACACAAUUGUCGACACGAUUAGUACGCCUGUAUUUUGUUAAUGGCAUUUGGGAAUUUCGGUUUUGGACGAAAUUUUUAUUCUCCCUCCCCUUCGAUGCUGCCUGUAUUGUACAUAACAAAUGUACAAUAAUAACUACGUUAAUGUGUUUGAGGUGUUAAAUGUCUCACAUGUAUACCAAUCUAACGUUACCUACUUAAAACAUAUACUAAAGAACAUGUAGUUUAAUACAGCAACUUGAAAAUGUGUUUCGUAAACUUGUUGUUACAUUACCGUAUACUAAUUGCUGUUGAAUUACCGUAUUUUUGUCUGAAAACGAAUAUGUGGGCUUAAUCUCGGUGGUUCAUAUAAAAACAGUAUAUAAUUGGCGAGAACGCUACACGUUGCUGUUGGCAUUGCAUUCCCAUUUACAAGACGACAAUACAUUACUUUCACACCGAACUGUCAUAUAUUUGGGGUUUUUUUUAUUUUAAUGUUUUUGUGUGUGUCAAGGUUAAGAUUGCUUUUGUUAUGCUUUGUCUAUGGGGUCAAAAUUUAUAGCUUGCAUAAACCUUUCCUGAUAUGUAAUUCUGAUGGGAGUGAUGGUAUAUUGUCGUGUAGUGUAGUUUUUGUGUAUAAAUGAUUAACCCAGAAAAAAACAAUAAAUUUAUAUGAAUGCCGUUAAAAUCAACAGUGUCUGUCAUCUUAUAUAUUAUAUUGUUAAACUACUUAUCGUAGUUUAAUCUUAAGAGUGAUUGUCGCCUAGUACCGUUAUUGUUUAACGUAAACUCAGUAUUAAUAUAUUUUGUUCUAGCUUUUUCUGCCGUAACUUCACUAGAAAGCUGUCCCAAGUCAAAAACUAACUCGGUAAUGACUAAAACUAUAUGUUCAGUAUGUUCUAUCUUGCACUUUAUUUCAACAUGUAUUGUGGUUGUCAGAGUAUUUUAUUAACAAUUAACAUUAUUCUCACUGUUUCAGUCUCUGCCACUGCUUGUUGAACAUUGCUGUAAUGUCGUUGAGAAUAGGGCAUUGGAAUCUGUUGGUAUAUACAGGCAAGUGGCCAACUUAAUACCACAUAUAUUUGUUCUAUUUCCUGGACAUUUAGAGAGAUAUUUUUACGAAACAAAUGGUCAAAAGUUGUAGGUUUUGUUGAAUUGCAGACUUGCUAAUUGUUAAGCCUUGAUACAUCAUGCUGAGCGUUUAAAAUGACAUCCGUCUACAUGGCCCUUCCCGAUCUAUUUUCUUUAACCUCGGAAGUGCAUAGGAAACCUUCAAUUUAAUUUUAACCAUAUUGUUGAUAUUCGUAACUCAACCGAAACCCGUUAUCUUUUGGAAAUGAUGUGAAAAUUUAAAUGUAUUUUCGACCAUAUGUUUAAUAUUCUGGCCUUCUGCACCUAUUUUCAAUGCACUUAACUCGCCCAAACUUGAUAUGUUAUCAUUGACAAUGCCCAACGUUUUCGAAUCAUUUAUCAAUGAUAAUGCAUCACCUAUUGUUAGUAACAAUUAAGCGAUUUUAUUUAUAGUUAACUUGUCCUACAUGUAAGGACAUGAAAUUUUUAAUUGAUGACAAUGAUGUUGAUGCGAAAAUAUGAUUGCAAAAUCGUGACCACAAUAUUUAUUAUUAGCAUCAUGGCAAACUUUCAAAUAUGUGGUUGUUUUUCAAUGGUCGAAAUUUCAAUUAUUUUGCCUCGUCAUUGCAUGGAGAAUUGGCUAGAAAAGAGAGAAGAAUUUAAAACACAUAAUCUCAAGAAUUCGUAUGGACAAUGCUCUCUAUCAAUUUUUAAAACCAGUUCACUUUCUAUAUUCUUCAUCUUUCGAAAUUCUCUACUGCAUGCAUGCUUGUACUUUUAAACACUCUCAUUCAACAAUGUUGCUGUAUUGUCGAAUUUUCUAUUAUUUCGUCUGCAUGCAUGUAAGCAUGCAACGCUCUUGAAUAAAACUAUACGAGAGAAUGUAAAACAUUGUAGUUAGAAAGCAUAAGAAUGCUAGUUUCAUAGGAACUCAAACUAAUUUCAGAAAAUUCAAUAUAGCUUAAUUGCGCUUUAAAAAAGAACAGUCAACAAUCACUCUUCCAGAAUGCUAAGCAUAUUAUGUUUUCUAGAAUGUGCAUUCACCCAACGGUAAUCAGGGACCUUACGAAUUUGGGACGGUAACGUGGCAACGACGGCUAUUCCUAUUGAAAAGAAAUAAAUAGUGAAGAUUUUUAUACGUCUUCAUCGAGACGUGAUAAGAACUUUUUUUUCAACGAUAAAGUUCUUAACCUUCAUGCUUAAUUGCAUUAAUAAUACACGACAAUUUCUCUUUACAAUAACAUAUUUGAAGGAUUUGUUUUAUCGUGUUGCCGUCCUUAAAUUAGUAAGGUCCCUAUUACAGGGCUCGAAAUAGCGGACUGCCAAUGGCCAAAAGCAGGCCAAAUUUUAGAAAUGGCAGGCAAAAACAAAUUUGAACUGCCAAAUAAAAAAAAAUGGCAGGUGAAAUUCUAUUGAUAUAUUUCAUUUUAUUUGUUUACCACAACUCAUAGCCUAUAUACUAGAUCAUUUAGUUGACUACUUACGUUUAUAUUUGAAAUGUAAAUCCAAGUUUACUGAAGUAAAAUAGACAAGUUUAAAAAUAAUAAAAAUGCAUAUUAUGAAAACAUUGACUUUUACAAUAUGACUCGUAUAAGACAUCGCCAUUUUGGCAGUUAAAUGAAUGGAAAUGGCAGACUAAAAUUUUUUUUCACCUGCCAAAAAGUUUUGACUGGCAGGCCAUAUUUUUUCUCUACUUCGAACCCUGCCUAUUAUCAUUCCACUGCGUGCAACUGGUGUUUCACGUUGAAAACUUGAAAUAUUAUAAUUCGUGUUGGUUUGAUUCUUGCUACAGCUUUACAAAUGAUGAAUAUGAAAAACCCAGAAGGGACUGCACUCUCUAUUUAAGAUAAACACAGAAGUUUCCGCAAGAAAUUCCAAUCUAUUGCCCAGCCCUGGUAUAGGAUAAUGUGUUUACCUCAGUGGUAAGGGCUGGGUUAGGGUUAGGGUUAGGGUCAGUUAGAGAUAGGGUUAGACCCUGGUUAGACUUAGGUUUAGGGUUAGGUUUAACUUGGGGUUAGGGUUGCUGCGUUGGGGUUAGACAACUGUAACGAAACAAUACAAAAAUAAAAUUUCUAUUCACACGAGAGUUAUCACAGAUUUAUGUUCUUAUAGGGUGCCAGGUAACAGUGCUAUGGUCACAGCGUUAGAGGAAGAAUUAAAUACUAAAUCUCUAGAUGACAUCAAUUUUGAUGAACCGGUAUGACGAGCUGUUGUCAUUUGGUAGAAUAUUUCGAAUGUGGUGGCCUGUUUUCACCUCAGUCACGUGAAGAAUGCUUUCAAUUUGUCUCUAUAAAACAACACAGUUUUUAGACUAUGAGUUGAUUUUGGACUAUAUUUAUUUAUUUUAAGCUAUUUCAAUUAAGGUUGUCACAAGCAAUUAAUAGUCAAAUGUACAAUCCAAGCGCCAAAAGCGAAAUGGGAAUAAUAUAUUUUGUAGAGUGAAAUGUAUUAUAAUCAUGUAUAUCCUGGGAAUUGCCAAAGGAGCUAUGGUCAUAAGCUACCUAAACAGCUAAAAAGGUUUUCGCGCUUGGAAUGUACAAUUGACUAUGACCACCUUAACUGGAAUAGCUGUAUCUAUUUCUGUGUAUAUUGUAAAACUCGGGUAUAUAUUUUAUUUAUAGAAAUGGAAUGAUGCCAACAACAUGGCGAGUCUUUUGAGGAAUUUUCUAAGGAAGCUUCCUGAAGGACUAGUCACGUCAGGUAACACAGCAAUAUUAUUAACAUUGUUACUGAUAUUCUGUUAAUAAAAUCAGUGCAUAUAUAUUAUCGCAACUAAAGCCCCAGUAAAAUGGGGGCAUUUCAAGCUCUAGAUUAACAAAAUAAAGGUUUGAUGAAUGUUCAAACUAGGCGAAUUUGUUCGCGCGAAGCGACUUUUCAGUUCCUUUGUCGGCAUCGCUUAUCACGUCAGCAAAAGCAACGCCGGCAAAGCCAUAGGAAAUAAAUUCGCGUAAUGGAAAACAGGCUUUAGGCGAAUUAGAACCCACAUAAACCUCGUACCCAGGGCUUCUGAGAGCCAGAAGCGCAGAAGCCCUGCUCGCAGAAACCCUGACUACGAGGUUGGCAUAUACUACACUGACUUCAAAUCAUUUUAGCCGUAUAAUCAUCUUUCUUUAUCUUGUCAGCCUGACUGUAUGAGUUGGUAUAUUGAGCCUAUCCAUUUUAGUUUUUCUGACAGCUGGAUAUAUUUUUUCCCCUCGCAGAACUUUAUGGAAAAUUUAUUAAUGCCAACCGAAUAGAAGGUGACGAAAGAAUGUGGUCGUUGAAACGUCUGGUGAGCAAAAUACCUAGAAUAAUAUACGUACAAAUAUAAGAUUAUAUGCAUGAACAGAGAAAUAUAGGUUUGCAUAGGACAGAAAACGGCGGUUAUGAAUGAGGCGGUCAUGUUUAUAGCAUGAGCGGCCGCGACCCGGCUUUGGCUCAUGUUGUAUAUUCAAGACAAGAAGGACGCGAAUGUUAUAAACAACUGGUGAAAUGAAUGAAUUGAUAUGCAAACUUGAGUUCACAAUGAUAUUUUUAGAUACAACAACUUCCACCCGUUUAUGGUGAGACAUUAAGAUUCAUCAUCAUACAUCUGAAGAAAGUCUCUGAACAUUCAGACAAGAAUAAAGUAAGUUACAAUAUGUAUAGUAUAGCAUUGUACUUUACUGAUUUUAUCGUAUCGUAUUGUAUUGUAUUGUAUGCACAUGUCAUAUUUUAUGUUAUCUUGUGCAUUGUGUAAUGUUGCUAUGCCAUAUCAGCUACGCUAUCUUGUAUAGAAUGGUGUGGUAUGGUAUAUGCAUGUUUAUAUGGUAUAUUGCCCAUGAUAUUCAUAAUGAGGAAGGGCAAGGUCGUAGGUAUGUUGUGGUGUAUAGUAUGGUAUUGUAGGGUAUUGUAUGAUCUGGGAUGUGUUAAGGCAUGGUAUGGUUUGAUUUGGUGUGGUGUGGUGUGGUAUGUUGUGUUGGUAAUUGGCGGUGUGAUGUGGUAAUGAGUGGUAUGGUGUGGCAUGGUAUGGUGUGGUGUGGUGUGGUAUGGUAUGGUAUGGUAUGGUAUGGUAUGGUAUGGUAUGGUAUAGUAUGGUAUAAUUAUAUACCGUAUAUCGUAUAGUAUGAUGAAUUAUUUUAUUCAAAUGUUUAAAUCCAUGUUUAUAGAUGGAAGUGAGAAACAUUGCAAUUAUAUUUGGACCGACGAUUGUCAGAACCGAGAAAGAUAAUAUGACAACAAUGGUGAACGAUAUGACAGACAGAUUUCGAAUUGUAGAGAGCUUUAUUAAUAACGUAAGUUGAUAUGUUUAUAAUGUUAGAAUGCUUAACAAAAAUGCAAUGUUUAAAAUGCCACUAACCCCAGAUAUGAUUUUUGGUAUGUGUAUAUUUGGGUCGUUCUUAGAAGAAGUGUACUAUUUAUAGUAAAACUCUCAUAUGAUGUCAUUAGACCAAUUUUUGAAGAAGAAAAAAAAACAAAGGAAAACUAAUACGAUAUUCAUGUAAUGACAUCAUACCCGGCAACUUCGACAGUCACAAAUUUGAGGUUUUUUAUCCUAAAGAUAUAUUACAUUUCUUUUUACAACGACCCAAAUAUUGCACAUGCAAAAAAGUCGUUUGGGGUUAGUGGCACUUAUGGUGGAGUUACACGAGCAACAAAAUUGCUGCAACUUGCAAUAAAAUCUAAUUUCUACGCAUGUUAAUUUAAAAUGUUUACACAUAAAUUACAAAUCACAAAGCAACAUGUGUCGACAUUUCUACUUAACAUGCGUUGAAAUCAGAUUUUGUUGCAAGUUGCAGCAAUUUUGUUGCUCGUGUAACUCCAGCUUUAGUUGACGACUACAGAAGUUAUUCGAAACCUUGGUACGCACGUUCGUCAAAUUUAGAAAAUUUCCCCCACCUGGUGCAGACAGUAUUGUUAGUGGACAUCUUACACAAAAUUGGUAUAGCUCUGUAUGAAACGCAAAGCUUUCAAUUUUUGUUUGGACGUCCGCUGGAUAAUGAGCCUGCUGUAUUGGGAGAAAAUUUGCUGAAUAUUACCAGCGUGUACGCGCAGGUGGCAGACUCGACCUGAAGUUACCACUGGAAAUCGAAAACUAUAGCGCAUAAAAACGCAUGUGAACAGAGUCAAUUCUCUCCUGUGCUUUGAAGGUUUUUCUCCGGAUCAUCCGGUUCUCCUCGCUCACCAAACUAAAUCAUAGGCAUCCGUGUGGAGCAUAUGUAUCACGAGCUUCUGGCUCGUGUAAAUUGGACAUCCACGCCAUAUGUUAUCCACAUUAAAUAACUUCUUAUCAUUGCCUUGUGAAUAUGAAUACGCUCACCGAGCGCGUGAAUCAUAAUAAUAAAGGUUUAUAAUACCUGCUUGCGAAUUCUUCAUUUCACUUUAUUUUGUUUCUCUAGUUUGAUUGGUUCUUUGAUAACGAACCUAUUGCUGAUGGCGAUUGUACAUCCUCACCGGUAAGAAAUGAUUUAAUUUUUCAAAACUAUUGCGAAUUUAAAAUUUUAUGUUCAUAAAUACCGUCGAAAAUAUCUGUGCAAUAGUGUACAUUUAUUUAUAUAUAUUCUAAGUAUAUUGUUAUAUACAAGUAUAUCCCCGUGCUGUAGUAUAUAGAUAAUUUUCAGAAUUACUAUAUAGAGCAUACACGCAUUGCUUCGACUUAUUUAAGAUUAAAGUUAAGUCUAUGCAGUGAAUGCGGAGCUAAAGUAAACAUGUUUUGUAAUUGACUUCAAAGGUAGACAGUGUUAGUGACUCGUUCUUCAGAAAAUUUGUUCCAUUAUUAUUUUUCAUUAUGCUAAUCAACCAUGCAAUAUCAGAACCUUUUUUUUAGCUUUGUGGUGGAUCAGGCUAUGCGUGCAUGUAUAAUUGGGGCGAGCCUGAACGAGCCCCACACUCCACAGUUUGGUGGCUCAUCGAGCUCAAGCGCAAUGCAUUAAUGGACCUAUUCCCUAAUGAACAAAAUUUUGAUCUAGACAAGUCUAGACAAACAGUUCACCACAGCUUCAAAGAGCAUCACAAAAUUAGCAAUAUUCUGAAGUUUCGUUGCAAAAUGUUGUAAAAUGCGGAUAAUAUAGCCCUGCGAAAUUUGCCGUUUUUCAGUCAUUUUGUAUUACAAACGGGAAAUUGAUACCUUUUUUCAUAAAGCGGUAUCAAUUUCCCGUGCGUAAUACAAAAUGACUGGAAAACGGCAAACUUCGCAAUGCUAUAUUAUCCGCAUUUUACAACAUUUUGCAACGAAACUUCGGAAUAUUACUAAUUUUGUGAUGCUCUUUCAAGCUGUGAUGAAAUGAUUGUCUAGACUUGUCUAGAUCAAAAUUGCGUUCAUUAGGGAAUAGGUCCAUUAAGCCGGUUUUCCACUUCGCCCGUAUCGUACCGAAAGUCCGAAACAUACUGGUGAGCAUGCGCAGAUUGAAAAGAGGUUUAUAAAUCCACGUACUUCCGGGUGUAUUCAACACCGCGGAAAAACGUCUGCGCAUGCACCAAAUUAUGAAAAUAUGGCGGGGAAUUUGAAUAUCAAUUUCUAAAACAAAAACAUGCUUAUAAAUUGGUCAAAAAUUAGUAAAACAAACGAGAAAAUAUAGCAAAUGGGUAGACUAGACAUUAAUUGAAAGCGUCCUGGCAUUUAAAGUAUGGAAUGAAAUAUAAUUCAUGUAAAAAAUUGUUGAUUUUAACGGACACGACUUCGAAAAAUUUUGCAAAGUUAUUCAAAACAAAAAUUCAAACUAAAAAGUUAAGAAAACUCUCGAAAAGUUAAGCUUCUUAACCCACUCAAAUUGUAGAAUAAAUCCUAAAGUUUAAUUAUUGUGAACACGAAAAUUUUUUAUAUUUGGCGACACCGUUUUUUUUAAAGAAAUGUAUCUCAAAAGAAAAUUCGGAAAUUGUCGUUGCUUAGUUGAUAAACAAAAUGUUUCAGACGAUAAAUUUGUCAACAAUCAUCUUUAGUUCAUGUUCUUGUACAAUACAAUUUCUUGAACCUUCUGGCUGUAUUUAUUCCUAGUUUUUAGAAUGACAUGUUUAUUUUUGCGCUCGAAAUCUGGCUGUAAAGACGUACAAGGAAGUCACUCCAUUUUACCGCCAUUUUGAGCCUUCGGAAACGUUCGGAACAGCUUCUCAUCAAGUUCGCAAUACUAUUACAGGUAAGGUUGACGCAUGCGCAGACGUUUUUCCGCGGUGUUGGUGUAUUCGCGUAUCAAAAUAAAAAGUUCGUCACAAGUCAACUUUUUUUCGGUACGGUACGUUUGAAGUGGAAAACCGGCUUUAUAGUGCGUUGUACGUUGCGUACAUAGACGGAACUUUUCCUACAGUGAUUUAGGCUCCGUUUACACUGUACCGGAUUGCUAUCGGAGUGGGUCAAAUUUUGUAGGUAUCGAAAGGCUGUGAAGUUUUUUAAUCUCAGAGACCCAAAUAAACAUGCCAAUUCUGUCAAACUAAUAAGCAUUUGCUACUAACCAUUGUUCCGUAACGGCAAAAGAAGAUGUCGUGACCAGCGAAUCCGGUACAGUGUAAACAGGGCCUUAAAUCCUACCGGCCUUUCGCCUCGCACCGGCUAUUUUGAUAACUUUCAGUCCUACAGUGAUUUACAGUAAAUUUCACCGGUCUUUCGUCUCUCACCGGCUAACAAUUUUUCAUGCGACAUGCGAUGAAAUAUAUUCUUCAUGCCAAACUGACAAAUGGCAAUUGGAAUGGUCAGUAUUAUUUACAGUGGUCAGUAUUAUUAAGCCCAUCGCAAUUUUACUUUACUCGAUUUCUGAGUGAGUUGCGAUCAAAUUCUGAUGCAAAGCCCGAUUUCGAUUUGAUUUGGGCUGAAUAUUCUGUAAUUCUUUUAUUCUUCUCUAAGUCUAAGACUAUGAAAAAAAGACCUUAUUUGCAAGUUUUUGCAAUCCGGCUCUGUACAGUAUGUAUUAAAUGUUUUGUUUACAUGCAUGCAGUACUAUUUAAUAAGCCCGUCGCAAUUUUACUUUACUCGAUUUCUGAGUGGUUGCGGAUCAAAUUCUGAUGCAAAGCCCGAUUUCGAUUUGAUUUGGGCGGAAUCUUGUGUAAUUCUGUUAUUCUUCUCUAAGACUAUGGAAAAAAGACCUUAUUUGCAAGUUUUUGCAAUCCGGCUCUGUAUGUAUUAAAUGUUUUGUUUACAUGCAGUGCAUGUAUGCAUCUGCUAUUUUUAGCGCACGUGCCAAAAACCAUGCAUUCAACCACUUCUAUAUUAUUUAUUUCAAUAUUUCAUGCAUGAAAGAUUGAAAAGAUUGUGAUUUCAAUAACGUGUUUAAUGUUUUAACAAAAUAUCAAAUAUAAAGCCUGUUCUAAACGUCGCAUUUUACAUGCGCCGAAUGCAUUCAAAACAAUGAAUAAUGAGGCAUUUCAGCUGAUUAUCUAUUGUAUUGAAUGCAUUCGGCACAUGUAAAAUGCCACGUUUAGAACAGGCCUUAUACAUGGAUAGAAAUACAAUUCCCAACAUUUAUAAUACUACGAGUUUUGCCUUUGAAAUUUCGAAACUACAUUGCAAUGCCAAUGAUAGUUUAACUAAUUAAAGUGCGGAAACAAGAAAGGUUGACAUUAGUAAUCAUUGUUGCAUGAUAGUUGCUGGCUAUCAUUGCUCUUGCUCAGGCUCGCCCCAUGAUGCUUAGCAUCUCCCUAGUUAUACGGUAAUUCUGUAAUCGGGUUUUACAAGCCACCUAUACAAUUUAUUAUUUUCUUACAUACAGGUGUCCCCUCCAGCAGAGGUAUCAUCCCCCUUGCUUGUAUCCAGUAAAGCUAUGAACUCGAUUGAACAAGCAGCCGUUAAUUAUGGUAUGUGGCAGUCGGCUCAUUCUAUUAAAUCGUAAAUAGAUGCAAACAGCUUGACGAUUGGUAAAACGGAAAAAGAACUUGGAGAAUGGAGUAGUUUUUAAACAGACCUUUUUAAAAGUCUGCCUGGUGACGUAGUUUGCAGAUGAAUACGAUCAUUUGGCCAAUCAGGCAAGCCAAAUGGCUGUGCGGGGUUUUCCUUUAUCAACAAACUACGUCACAAGGCAGACUUUUUAAAAAGGUCUAUUGCGCUGUAUCUCAAGAUCAAUAUGUCGUAAAGUGUGAUUGAUUAUUUGAGUUGGUUGCCAAAUUUUUCUCGAUCACUGCAUAUAUUUGCAAAGUUGCAAGUAUUGUUUCGGAUAGGAAGAAAGGAAUGCGUGGGGAAAGUUAAGUUCUGGUCAAGUUCGUUCACGCGCGCGUUAUUUACCAGAAUGAAAUUUUAUUCAAUAAUGUAUUACCAAAACGUAUUUUGCAACACGCGCAUUGGAGAACACACUGAACUGUCACAUUAAACAAAAAUAUCAAUGAUACAACCACACAUUUCACAAGUGCACACAAUUAUACAUGUAUUAUAAGCACUUUCCAUUCCCACUUGAUGCCGAACAAACGGGAAUAUAGGACUAGCCGUAGAAUACGAAUUACUUUUAACUCUGAUAUUUUUUCUUGUGCAGAAUCCGACCCACCAUGGAAGAACAAGGUAAGGAUAACAUAACUUUUUUUGAAAGCAGUAAGUCCUACUUUAACACUUGCAAUUUUUGCUGCGAUUUCUGGUGCGAUUUUUAUCUUCAGACUGAUGUGAACGAGGGGAACGAUUAUGAAUGUUUUGAGUAUAUGCAGGGCUCGAAGUAGAGAAAAAAUAUGGCCUGCCAGUCUAAAAUGUUUUGGCAAGUGAAAUAAAUUUUAGCCUGCCAUUUUUAUUCAUUGGACUGCCAAAAUGGAGAUGUCUCAUAUGAGUCAUAUUGUAAAAAUCAAUGUUUUCAUGCAUUUUUAGUAUUUUUAAUUAAACUUGUCUAUUUUACUACAGUACACUUGGAUUUACAUUUCAAAUAUAAAUGUGUUUAGUCGACUAAAUGAUCUUGUAUAUAUGAGUUGUGGUAUAAAGCAAAUGAAAUGAAACUAUAUAUCUAUAGAAUUUCACCUGCCAUUUUUUUUUAACUUUGGCAGUUCAAAUUUGUUUUUACCUGCCAUUUCUAAAAUAUGGCCUGCUUUUGGCCAUUGGCAGCCUGCUAUUUCGAGCCCUGAGUAUAUGUACCCUUGCCUGAACAUUCAUGUCUCAUCUACUCCUUUAGAAGAAUUACUGCAAUGUAUUGUUAAGUAAUGCAAAAUGUAGCUACUGAAAAUUGUGUCAUACCUUACUUCACAGUAAUUGUCGAAAUAUACGAGCUCAGCAUUGUCCUUUCCAGAUUACAUCUUGCUGAUUUCAUUUGGGUUUCAGCAAUGCAAAACGCUGGUCGCUACCUUGUGGAAAGCCAGAGAGUUGGCAUACGUAACCCACUGUUUUGAUUAUUUUUAGGUUGGUGGUGGAAGUAUAAAACUAUCGUUUAAGAACUUCCGAAGAACACCGAGUUCAGAGAGUUCCAAGAGUUCAGAAAGUUCCAAGAAACACGAUCUCAGUCCAGACCAUGCCGUACGCCCAAAACCAUUGGAGGGGAAAACUACACCACAAAAUAUCUCCCCUCGCUUCGGUGGAAAUUCGCAGCCAAGUUCCCCGUCUGCCGGCCGACGGAAGUUCAUAAAAAGACAUCAUUCAAGCACAAAUAUUUCGGUGACGGAAGUUCACGAUGAUUUUGAUCGGUCAAAGUCAGAAGGCGAAGAAGACGACCAUAUUUUUUAUCCUAGGCCAAGUCAUUCUACAAAAGCGUACUCAUAUGCUCGACCUCCUCCCCCUUCCUAUCGCGAAUCAAGAAACAAAAGCCGUGAACCAACUGGUAGUAACACACAACUACCGUCGAACAAGGACGUCUCGCCGGAAAAUGCUGAUUUUAACUCCUUGAGUGAUGAUACAAAGCGAAGACUUCUAAGUUUUACUUUGCGAAACAAGGUGUUUGAGAAGCAGAAACAGCAAAACGAAGCAAGUUCUCCUCCAACUAUACAAAAUGUUGGCAUUGAGAAUUUACCGAAUGACACUUUGACGGUGAUUAUUCCUAGAAAACUUUCAAAUUCUUCUCAAGCUGCAAGUAGUACAUCAGAUGAACAAAUGGUUGCUACAGAACAGCAGUUAUCACCAAAUGAAGUCAGACAACGAUUCGAACACUAUUCUAAUGACACUAAGACAACUAGUGAACCACCUUCGGUACCACCUGCUGUACGGCGACGAGAUGGGUCUACUUCUAGUUCUUCGAGUCGGAAUUUUAAAAUAUAUUCCAAAGGUGAUGUAACGUUUAGUCACUGCCAGCCACAUCAGAUUAACGAAUGGAUGAGAGACUUAGUUCUAUCUCCCAAAGGUGCAAAUGAACGGGGACGAGCGCGAGCUAAGACAGAAGAUUUGAGUAAAACAUCGAGGAGAUCUUCUAGUGUAUGUAGAACAUCAUUUACACAAGAUGAUGAGGAUAUUGUUAUGAAGCGAAGAAGUUUAUCGUGCCAGGAUAUAAAUAUCGGAGAUGAAGAUGUUAUAACUCGUGCGAGAACAUUAAGUAAGAGCAGUGAUUCAUCUCAAUCGUCUGACGAGGAAGAAGAUCAGAUGGAGGCUUCAUCCGAGGCAUUUGAUGAAAAACUCCGUGGUUUAGUGCAGGAAUGUACACUGGACAGUAAAAGUAAGACUGAACUGCAACAGGUUAGGAAAAACUCUCAAGUUAGUCGUCCACCAAGUUAUCGUAUGAACAGAACACCCGUUGAGAAAAUGCGAGAUAUGGACCCAUCAUCAAAUAUUCAGUCCGGAGCUGUUAGUUCAAUAAAAUCGUUAUUUGAAUCAGGCGCAGCUCAUCAACAUAUUGUCAAAUCAAGAGCUUCAUCAGUUAGUUCUACUUCGUCAGGGUCAGUAUUAUCCAAUGAUACUCAACGAAAAUCGACAUCUUCUACACUCAGUGAUGCGGAUGUCAAAAGACGUGUAUGGGAGUCUGGGGACGGAAAAUCAGGAGAAGGCAAGAAACGGUGGAAGGAACCAGAGUGGGUUGCGAGAGAAAGAGCGAUGAAGAAUUUAGACAGUGGAAGUGAAAGUUCUUUUAAAGAACAACCUGAUGAUAAUAACAACUUACCAAAGGAAAGGGAAUCAAAAUAUUCCCGCAGUGUGUCGCUUCCUAUCAGGGAUUCUGGCUACGUUGUCAAAGAUGUGACGGUUGAACAAAAAAGACCUGAGACAAAAACUUCAGUUGUGAGAAAAUAUUCUGCUGAUAGCGUCAAAGCCCCGGUUGGAAGUCCCAAUAUUCAACGAGCUGCUGUUAAAAAUGGGCCUAUGAUAAGGAAAGUCACCCCUGUAUCAGCUGUACAAUACAAACCAGAAUCAGAAACGCAAUCGGAAAAUCGUUCCGUACCUAUGUGGUCUCUACAUUACAAACCCGAAUCAAAAUCACAAUCAGAAAGUGGUUGGGGACCUAUGUCAACUGUGCUGUACGAAGCACGAUCAAAAUCUCAAUCAGGAAGCCGUUCAGGAUCUGUGUCAUCUGCGAAAUACAACUCAGAAGCAGAAAGUGGUUCGGGUCCUGUAUCAUUUGUGCAAUAUAAAGCAGAAUCAGAAAGUCAUUCAGGAAACGGGCGCAAUAAAAAUACCCCUCACAAAUUAAUUAAUCGAACGCAGAGCUCCCCUUUACGAUCAAGAAUUCCAUCUCAAGAAAGUUCCCCUCCUGCAAGUCCACCCGUUGUAAACUCCCCAACAAAUAAUAGUCAGACCUCCCCGAGUUCACCCCCGCUUAGUUCACCACAAAAGCAGAAACUGGCUCGUCCUCGGCGAAGAUUCGUAAGUGACAGUCAUGCACAUCCGGAAAUCCGACAAACUGGACGGACUUUCACUACUCCAAUACUUGGAACCGUAGUGACUACGACGAAUGCUAUUGAACUGGCUGGGUUUGCUAUAAAACCUGAGAGUAUGAAUCGUAAUCCUAAAUCGAGAGUAAGACGUUCAGAGAGGCAAGACAAUGGGGUUUCACAGGCGGGACAAAGGAGGACUUCUAAUGAUAUGGGUACUUUACCAACUAACUUACCACGAACAUCCCUAACUAUCCCUAAUAGUUCGUCUCCACCUGAAUAUGGUAGCCCAAGUAUUCGUCGAAAGGCACCAGGAUUAACAGUACCAGAACUUGACGAAUCGAAGCGAUUAUCAACUGAUAGAACGUUGUUAGAACAAAAUGCACUUCAUAUUAAAGAGUUACUGGACCAAAUGAACACAGAACACUCGUUGAAAAUGGAUAGACAAAAGUCUGAUACUAUCUCAAUAGAUGCACAAAAAGCUGCAAGAAAUAGAGCAAAGAUGCGAAGGCGUUCACUUGGACAGGACAGAGAGAAUGGGGUUGUUGUUGCAUCACGUGUUUCUCCUGGUGUUUUGAAUGAACAAAAUAGAGCAGAAACUCAAGCUCCAAGAAAUAUUAGUACUGUAGAAUGGGUGGGUGUAAGUAGUUGAUAAUUUUUACAUCAAAUAAUUUCUGUAUAUUUAUAUAUUUUAAUAUACACUGUAUAGUCGUUUUAUAUAGUAAUUGAGUAAAAAUAAAGUUAACUUAAAUAGAAAAAGAAUACUAUAUUAUAUAAAAUUUUAAGGAUUCGUAAGAAAUUGUUGUUGUAUAUUGCUAUUUUAUAUUCGUUGUAUGUUGUGUUCUGUUGUAAAUAUACAAUAAAUAUUUAAAAGUUAUUUUAUUGUCAUAUCUUUUUAUCGCAUUUUCGACUACUCAACGGUAAGGUUUCAUUAAUUAAAAGAUUACUGCUCAAAACUGUGCUGAUUACUGUAAGAUUACUCUGCUGUACUGUACAGUAUUGUUAAACAAUCUAAAAGACUCUUUUGCGUUAAAACAUAUCAACAAUAUUGAAAAAGGACUAAAGCCUAGGAUUGUAUAACGAUGUGACGUAAUCAUGUGAAAGUGAAAG